This is a messenger RNA of Cryptomeria japonica (Japanese cedar), 402 nucleotides long. RefSeq lists its product as uncharacterized. The transcript is spliced from 2 exons. The record is from RefSeq and is a predicted model, not a curated record. NCBI's taxonomy places the organism in Eukaryota, Viridiplantae, Streptophyta, Pinopsida, Cupressales, Cupressaceae. The coding region runs from base 1 to 402 and encodes 133 amino acids.
AUGUGUGAGAAUUAUGAUAUUCUAUCUCCAGACCAACCGGUGGUUGAUCUUUAUCUUCCCAUGUGGGCUAAACAUCUGCAUUUGGCCAAUAAACCUGCUUUCAAGUGGGUGGAUUUUGCAGGCAAUGAGCAGUGCAGUUUGACAUACUCAGAGCUCCAUGCUUCUGCAUCCACCAUUGCCUCAAAUCUUAGAAGUACACUGCGAAAAGGUGAUACAGUUUUGAUUCUCUACCCACCUGGGAUUGAAUUUGUGGGAAUCAUAUUUGGGUGCCAAAGAGCAGGGCUAGUGAGUGUUCCCAUACUUCCUCCUCAUCCAUCCUUCUCCUCUCAGGAGGAUUGCAGUAAACUUGUAAGGAUACUGCAACAGAUUCAGCCCAAGGCUGCUAUAGCUUUUCCGGCCUAG